AAUCCAUGAAAUUGUGUGGUAAAUAUUUAAAUGUGUGCAUUUUGCAGAAAGGAACCCAUGGAUUUGGAGUGUCGUCAUCAAAACGCGACAUAAAAACAAACAGCAUUGUUGGGUUGGGCGCAGGACUGUAGGGGUUGAACAACAUGGACAGUGAGGUGCAGAGAGACGGAAGAGUUCUCGAUCUCACAGAUGAUGCCUGGAGAGAGGAUAGAUUGCCAUAUGAGGAUGUGACUAUCCCACUGAGUGAACUUCCAGAAGCAGAACAAGACAACGGGGGAUCUACCGAGUCAGUCAAAGAGCAAGAGAUGAAGUGGUCGGACCUCGCCCUACAAAGUUUACAUGAAAACACCCCAAACAUUGGCACAUAAAUUGAGACGUCAAGUCCAUCCAUUUACAAUAAUGAUCAUAUAGCUCUGUUAUAUGGGUCACGGAUUCACUUUUUAUAAGCAAGUCAUAUAUGUUGCUGAGUUUCUGUACUUGUGUAGGUGCACUUCUGUUAUUUUGCCCUAAAAACCAACAAAAUGUGGAUUUAUAUGCUAUAUCUAGCUAUUUUGUUUUCAAAUGAAUGGUAGUAGCUCAUUAGGCAUAUUGUUAGCAUACAACUUGCGUUAUCACAGCUGACAAAAACAGUGACCAAUACUUUAGACGAGUUAUCCUGAAGCAUUGUGUUGUACCUCAAGCACACAGUGAAUAUGUCGUGUAUUGUGAGCACACAAGGGUUGUGAUGUGCAAUUUUGAUUACACUAUGGUUAGGAUUGUGAAAAUUAGAUGCAUGUCUGAUAUUUAAAUUACUGGAUGGAGUUCACAUGUGAAACGGCUUAUAAUGAUGGUUGUAUAAACAAUAAAGACGGGAAUCAAUGAAUCAG
Triplophysa rosa is the source of this 866-nucleotide messenger RNA. RefSeq names its product anaphase promoting complex subunit 13 (gene anapc13). Bases 144 to 368 code for a protein of 74 amino acids. Gene Ontology annotation, biological process: protein K11-linked ubiquitination. The record is from RefSeq and is a predicted model, not a curated record. The transcript has 3 exons. Gene Ontology annotation, cellular component: anaphase-promoting complex. Lineage: Eukaryota; Metazoa; Chordata; Actinopteri; Cypriniformes; Nemacheilidae.